CCACUGAGAGAGGCCAGGGAUCGAACCCAUAUCCUCAUGGAUGCUAGUCUGGUUCUUAACCCACCAAGCCACAGGGAACUGCUAUACAUUUAUAAAUAUAAAUGAACACUUGAAGGAUACAAGAUAGCUAAUGUGAACAGUAAACUAAAAGAAAAUAUCAUAUAAUUCCCUUGUAAUCCUAGGGCAGAGACAAUUUUCAUUUAACCCCCCCCCGAAAAAACCCAAACACCGUAAAAUUAAAAAAUGGUAGAUCUGACUACCUCAAAAUCAAGAAUUUUGAUGAAAGAACUUUAUAGUUAAAAUUAACAAGUGAUAAAUUGGGAGUAGAUAUUCACAAUGUUAAAAAAAUAUUUAGAAAUUCCCCUAAAUCAUAAGAAAAACAUGAGAAAUCCAAUUUAAAAUCACAACGGAUAUAAACAGACAAUUCAUAGAAUGAAAAAAACCAAAAAAACCCCAAAAACUCUACAGCUAUUACAUCCAUGAAGAUGAGGUCACCCCCUCCAACCCUCUCCGUUUUAUUUUAUUUUGUUUUUCAUCCAUGCACCUUUUAAAUUAAUGCUCCCAGUACCACUGUAGGCGAAUGGGCUAUCUCCCAGAGACAACAGUAACAUGACAAAUUCGGAGACAUCCAGAAGCCAGGAAUAGAAGCGAACAGAAACUAUAGAUGAAAAAGCAACAAUGUGAUACAACCUUACCUAUACAUAGGAUGGGCAAAUACUAGCAGGUUGCAAAAUGUCAAAUUUGAGUGGUAAGGGGAGGGAGAAGAGAAAAGUCUGGGCCACAGCCCUCCCACCCCCUCCAGUCCACGCGCCCCCGCGCCCGCGCCCCCGCCCCGGAGCCUGGCGGGCUGCGUGCCUCCCCCCACCCACGCGUGAGGCUCCAGCCCAGGAGCCAGAGAGCCACCGCUUCCAAGUCCUACGUUGCAGCUUUGCCAUCUGGAUGCCAACGAAAAAAUACCCUCGUUGAGACUUUGCUGCCUUUGAAGACACUGUGGGCUCACUGGGAACAUGAGUGGACGGGCCCGCGUGAGGGCUCGAGGCUUGGCCCGCAGCCUCGGUGCCACGGACGUGGGGCGCAUCCCGGCCUCGGCGGCGUCGCCUCCCUCUGUUGCUCUUAGUGACAGUGAAGCAUCUUCUAGCACUGACCCCGUGGGAACAAGCAGGAUUUCACAGAAAUAUGCAGGUGGUAUAUCUUCUGGAGAUGCUGGUUGUACCUUCAAGGAGAGAGGUGGGAAAAUCAGAGGAGACAUCAUGGAUUUGGCUGUUUGUACUCGAGAGACAUUGGCCCACGUGAGAGACUGCAAAACAGGUUCCAGUGGAAUACCUGUGAAGCUGGUCACAAAUCUCUUUAAUUUAGACUUGCCUCCGGACUGGCAGCUGUACCAGUAUCACGUGACUUACAGUCCCGAUAUAGAAUCUAGGAGGCUGCGAAUUGCUCUGCUUUAUAGUCACAGGGAACUUUCCAGCAAGGCAAAAGCAUUCGAUGGUGUCAUCCUUUUUCUCUCGCAAAAGCUAGAAGCAAAGGUCACAGAGUUGUCCACUGAAACUCAAAGAGGCGAGACUGUGACAAUGACUAUCGUGCUGACGAGGGAGCUGCCGGCAAGUUCUCCCGUGUGCAUCCAGGUCUUCAGUAUCAUCUUCAAGAAGAUCUUAAAAAAGUUGUCCAUGUACCAAAUUGGACGGAACUUCUAUAAGCCUUCUGAGCCGGUGGAAAUUCCCCAGCACAAAUACAAUAACAAGACCUAUCGCAUCGAUGACAUCGACUGGUCCGUGAAGCCCACACACACAUUCCAGAAGCGGGAUGGCACUGAGACCACCUACGUGGAUUACUACAAGCAGCAAUAUGACAUUACGUUAUCUGACCUAAACCAGCCAGUGCUUGUUAGUCGGUUGAAAAGCAAGAGAAAUGAUGACACUGAGGCUCGGAUGAUCCACCUGAUUCCUGAGCUCUGCUUUCUAACAGGGCUUCCCGGCCAGGCAACCUCUGAUUUUCAGCUGAUGAAGGCUGUGGCCCAGGAAACGCGUCUCAGUCCUCUGGGAAGGCAGCAGCGUGUGGCCAGGCUCGCAGAUGACAUCCAGAGAAACAAGGAUGCUCGUUUUGAGCUCGAGACCUGGGGGCUGCACUUCGGAUGCCAGAUGUCUCUGACUGGCCGGGUCGUGCCUUCAGAAAAAAUCCUCAUGCAAGACCAUAUAUGUCAACCUGUGUCUGCAGCUGACUGGUCCAAGGAUAUGCGAGCUUGCAAGAUUUUAAGUGCACAGUCUUUGAAUAAAUGGCUGAUUAUAUUUAGUAACAGAGCUGAAAGUGUGACGGAGAGCUUUCUGAACUGCUUGAGAAGAGUUGGAAGUCCCAUGGGAUUUAAGGUGGAUCACCCCAAAAUCAUAAAAGUACAAGAAAAUCCAGCUGCGUUUCUUCACGCCAUACAGAAGCAUGUGGAUCCUGAGGUUCAGUUGGUGAUGUGUAUUCUGCCUUCUAAUCAGAAGAGCUAUUAUGAUGCCAUUAAAAAGUACCUGAACUCCGACUGCCCGGUCCCCAGCCAGUGCGUGCUUGCCCAGACACUCAGCAAACAAGGAAUGAUAAUGAGCAUUGCCACCAAGAUUGCCCUGCAGAUGGCCUGUAAACUCGGCGGCGAGCUGUGGGCUCUGGAGAUCCCUUUGAAGGCCCUGAUGGUGGUUGGGAUUGCCGUCUGUAAAGAUGCGUUCAGCCAGGGAACGGUGGUGGUGGGAUUUGUGGCCAGCACCAACCCCAGAAUCACCAGGUGGUUUUCCCGCUGUAUCCUUCAGAGAUCAACAGCUGAUAUUGCAGAUUGCUUGAAAGUCUUCAUGACGGGAGCACUCAACAGAUGGUACAAGCACAACCACGGCUUGCCAGCCCGGAUCAUUGUGUACCGGGACGGAGUAGGGGACGGUCAGCUGAAAACACUCAUUGACUAUGAGGUUCCCCAGCUGCUGGCCAGUGUGACAGAUGCCAGUUCAAAUACCAGCCCCAGACUGUCGGUGAUCGUGGUCCGGAGGAGGUGCACGCCGCGGUUCCUGACCGAGAGCGGCCGGACGCUGGAGAACCCGCCCCUUGGCACUGUCGUGGAUCUGGAAGCAACUCGGCCUGAAUGGUAUGACUUUUACCUGAUCAGCCAGGUGGCCCGUCAGGGAACCGUGAAUCCCACCUACUAUAAUGUCAUCUAUGAUGACAAUGGCCUGAAGCCCGACCACAUGCAGAGACUCACCUUCAAACUGUGCCACCUGUACUACAACUGGCCGGGCUUAAUCAGUGUUCCAGCCCCGUGUCAGUAUGCCCGCAAGCUGACCUUUCUGGUGGCACAGAGCAUCCAUAAAGAACCGAGUUUGGAAUUAGCCAAUUCUCUCUUCUACCUGUGAUGACACGAAGCACUGACAUCCUUAGAGGAAGGAUCUGAGGAGCACUUGGUGUGCUUUGUACAAAUCCACCAGGAGCUCGAGGCUGUGACUGGAAGGAGAUUUUUAGUUUUAAAUAACUUCUGGGGGAAAAAAAAAAAAAGCCCCAAAACCUUAAUCUAAAAUGGCUCAAAAGAAAUGUACCAUGUGCUUGGGGGUGAGUUCUCAUUUUGGUAUGUGGAAUUAAAAUGUAGCAUCAUCUGUGAGUAAUACCACAAAGCUGAAUAUGCUCUCAGAAAAUACGUGUUCGUGUGAUGACUUGAUGGUAGGUAAAUUGGGUCUAAUUUCCACCCUCGGUUUUGCAGAAGUUUUCUUAAGUAAUGUUAUAGAGUGUUUUGUGGAGUGGCUUAAAUCAUUGUUAAAAAAUAAAGAAAAUUCAGAGCAUCA
This is a messenger RNA of Sus scrofa (pig), 3794 nucleotides long. RefSeq names its product piwi like RNA-mediated gene silencing 4 (gene PIWIL4). The record is from RefSeq and is a predicted model, not a curated record. Gene Ontology annotation, molecular function: protein binding; RNA binding. Lineage: Eukaryota; Metazoa; Chordata; Mammalia; Artiodactyla; Suidae.